Messenger RNA from Sphaeramia orbicularis (orbiculate cardinalfish), 3958 nucleotides. It is a transcript of the gene rai14, whose product is annotated as retinoic acid induced 14. The coding region runs from base 291 to 3296 and encodes 1001 amino acids. Lineage: Eukaryota; Metazoa; Chordata; Actinopteri; Kurtiformes; Apogonidae. Gene Ontology annotation, molecular function: actin binding. The transcript has 21 exons. The record is from RefSeq and is a predicted model, not a curated record.
UAAACCGGGCAACAGCCGUUGAGUCUCGAGCGCAGAGACAGGACCGGACUCUGUGAACGGAGCCCUCAACUUUUAAUGUAUGCGGGCCGAGUCGCACUGUUUUCCCCUCUUUUAUGCAUCCUUCUGCUCGGCUAAGCUCACUAACGGCUCGCUUUUUUCCACACCGGCUCGGUACAGGAUCUGUUUCGGGUUCUAAAAGCGGUCUGGUGUCACUGUCUUUUAUGUUUUAGGCGACUACAACGAUUAACAAGUGAGUGAGAAAGUGAGUGACUGCAUGGACCAGACUGAACAUGAAGAGCCUCAAAGCAAAGUUUAGAAAAACUGAUACAAAUGAGUGGAACAAAAACGAUGAGCGUCUUCUUGCUGCGGUGGAGCAUGGUGAGGUGGAGAAGGUGGCAUCACUUCUGGCCAAGAAAGGCACCAGUGCUGUGAAGCUGGACAGUGAAGGCAAAUCAGCUCUUCAUGUAGCAGCUGCGCGUGGUCAGACAGAUUGCAUGUCUGUCAUCGUCUCCCACGGAGCCGACCUGUCAAUCACUGAUGCUGCAGGUUUGAAUCCUUUACACCUGGCUGCCAGAAAUAAUCAUGUAGAGUGCUGCAAAAAACUCAUUCAGAGUAAAUGUCCAAUUGAGGCUGUCGACGGCUCAGGAAAGACUGCACUGCAUCACGCCGCUGCCAGCGGGAACAUCCAGACCGUCCAACUGCUGUGUGAACUCAAAUCUUCCAUCAACCUGAAAGAUGCAGACGGCCUCACUCCCCUGCUGCUGUCAGCCAAACAUGGUCAUGCUGAAGUGUGCAGUGCUUUACUGGACUGUGGUGCUGAAAUCAACACUUCUGAGAACAGUGGCAGGACAGCUCUGAUGUUGGCCUGUGAGACCAAUGCAGUGUCAGUCAUUGAUGUGUUGAUUCAGCGAGGAGCAGAUCUGUCCGCUGUAGACUCACAUGGCCAUGAUGUUGUCCACUACGUAAAACUAUCAGGCAGCUCUGAGGUUAAAACUGCAGUCACUGCUGCUCUGAGCAGACAACAGGUCACAGAAGCCAAGUCUCCCAGAAGUCCUCAGCAUGAUCAAGUAGCUAAGAUAAGUGAUGAGCGGAUCACAACUCCCAAAAAACGAAAAGCACCUCCACCUCCUAUUAGCCCACUGCAGAGCUCAGGGCCGUCAUCCCCCUCAGUCGUGACCUCUGCUGGGACCCCCACAUCUGGAAAAAGUGACACUCCUAAGAGAUUCAACUACAAGGAGGAUGAGGUUCGAAGAAUGGCACAGAAAGAGCUGCAGGAGGAGAGAAACAUGUUACUGGAGACGAUCGAAGACUUGAAGCAGACAGUGGAGCAAACGGUGGCUGAAGCAGACACAAAGGUCGAGCACAGUUUUACUGCAUCUUCAGCUCUGGUUUCUGCUCUGCAAGCUAAAAUUACUGCACUCACUCUGGAAAACCAGCAACUUAAAAGCAAAAGCAAAAAACAUCCGUCCCGCCAAGAAAGUGAGGGCCUCAAGGAGACGAGUCGUCCAAACAGCAUGACUUCUAAUUCCUCCUUCCACUCCACUCAGGAUGAGUUUGAGUUUGCCACCUCUCCUGUAGACAGAGACGGGUCUGUUAAACGAGAGGACAGAGGUGAAGAGGAGAGUCCAGGGGAGAGAGGAGGAAGCAAAGAGGAGAUCCGACUGCUGAGACAGGCUUUGGAAAGCGUUCAGAUAAAACUGCUUGAAACGAGGAAGGAAAACCGCUCACUUCAGGCUCAGCUGAAACCAGAGCAUGGCAGAGAGAGAGAAGAUGAUGAAGGCACAAGGGAGAAAGAGCGAGAGACAGAGUUGAUGGAGAGUUUAGCAGAGCUUCAGGCGAAGCUGACAGACACUCAGGAGCGAUACCACCAAGCGGUCGAGGAGGUGGAGGAGCUGAGAGCCCUGAUAGGAAGAGGAGGAGAUGGCCCGAUGGAGAAACAGGAAGUCCAGAGACGUACUUCAAUACUUGAACAUGAAGUAAAGCAGCUGAAGGCACAGCUCCUCCAGGCUGGAGCAGAACAGGAGAAAGCAGCUCAACAAAUCCAGCUGCUAGAGGAGACGCUGAGGAGGACAGACGAGGAGAGACGGACUGGAAAAGAAAGAGAACAGAGGACAGCCAAGGUUGAGGAGCUGUAUAAGGAGGCGCAGGAGGAGAUCAGGAUGCUGCAGGAGGCUCUGAGGGGAACAGUUCCUGUGGAAGCUGCAGCCAAAGAUUUUGAAGAAAUGAAGGCUGAGCUGAAUGAGGUGAUUGCUGGGCUGCAGCGCCGCUUACUGGAACUAUCACACUCCUACAGUGAAACAAAGAGUCAGCUUAGUGCAGUACAGAAACAGCUGUCUGAGGGCAGCCAGGCCUCGUCUCCAACGUCAGAGCAACAGCAGGAACAACAGCUGCAGGCACUUAAAAGCAGAGCAGACGAGCUGCAGACAAGACUAUCAGAGACCGAGAAGAAGUACUCGGCCGCUCAGCAGCUCAUUGCACAGCUCCGACAGGAAGCAGAGGAGCAGACGCAGAGCUCUGUGUCCCUCGCUGAUCACACUCAGGUAGUGUCAUCUCUGGGAAACGCCAUCAAAGAGCUGGAAACACAGUCAGAAACCCUGAAGGAGCAGCUCCAUCAGAAGGCACUGCAGGUGGAUGCACUGCACAACAGACUGUCAACAGAGAAAAAUGCCACUCUGGCUGAUUCAGUGUCCCGCCAAGAACAUGACAUGAUGAAAGAGCAACUGGAUGGAGAGGUGAGCCACCUGACGCAGCUCCUCCAGGGGGCCCUCAGGAAGCAGGACGAGAUGGCUCUGGAGGCGGCCGAUGCAUGGCAACAGGCUCGAGACAAUCGAGCUGAGCGUGAAGCCCUGCAGGAGCUGGUGAUGUCCAGAGAGAAGGAGAACCAGAGCCUGACCUCCAGACUCACUGAGUCCCAGGACGCUGUGAGUCAACUCAAACAGCUGGUGGAGAAUCACGUGGCCUCAGAGAGAGAGAAGAACAAGAGGAUAGACGACCUGUCUCGUGAGGUGGGGAAGUUGAAGGACGCCUUAAACAGCCUGUCUCAGCUCUCAUACAGCUCCGGGUCCCCGUCCAAGAGACAACAGCAAAACCAGCAGCUGGAGACGAUGCAACAACAAAUCAAACAGCUGCAGUACCAGUUAGCUGAGUCAAAGAAGCAGCACCAUGAGACAGUUUCUGUCUACAGGAUGCACCUCCUCUACGCUGUGCAGGGUCAGAUGGAUGAGGACGUCCAGAAAGCCUUGAAGCAGAUCCUGAUGAUGUGCAAGAUGCCAAGCCAAGCCAAGGAGGCCUGUUGAGACGCAGCGGGCCCCGUUUCCCAAAAGCAUUCUUACAAACACAGACUGCUGCUGUCGGCCGAAAGCUGGCGGUUUAUCGUCCAAAUUCACACACUGCUCGUGCCGAUUACAAGGCGGUAAAUGGUGCCUCUGGAUAAACCUGUACAUGAGACGAAUGUUUACAGUCAUAUUACGCUCACGGCCUUUGCCAAUGUCAUUCUGACUCACUGAUGUUUAUAUAAUCAUAUGAUGGAAGAUGCUUUUGGAAAAUGUACAAUCUCACCAAACUUCAAAUGUCCGUUUGUGCACAAUUAACUCUACAUUGUCAUCGUGCAGUAACCUCCAAAAUCACUCUAUGUGCACAAUGACCAGCCGUAAAAACAGACCUGGUUGGGUUUUAUUUCUGUUUAGUGACUCCAUUGGCGCUGCUCUUAAUAGUAUCUGUUUUUAUGAUACACCAGUGUUAGUAUUAUUUUUCAUGUGGUCUGAAUGUUUCAGUUGUUGACAUUUUCCUAAAACUAAAUUAUUUGUGACACAUUGAAUAUGCAUGUGUUCUACUCCGGUCCAAAAAAGAAUCUAAUUUCAAUCUUUCUGACCCCAUUUCUAUGAAGAAAAGGCCUGAUAAUGUUUCUAUUGCUAUUUUCCUAUUCGCUCAAACAUUUAUAAAGAUAUAUUUUACUGAA